UUGCAUUGGUUGCGCAUCUGGGGCAAGCUACAGCCCGUACUCAGGUGUGCCUCCCUUACGCGUCGUGUCGUGCACAGAGCGCACAAAAUUCGCAGCCAGCAGACUGGUGGAGAGCAUCGCCGCCUACUUGUCGCACGAAGUGCAUGCGCACGGCUCGCGUCGCACUUCUCGUCGUCAGCGUCAUGGCCGCGCUCGAACCCGAAGACGUCCUCGGCGACGGUUCCGUGCUCAAGACCAUCGUAAGGGCGGGCUCCGGCGGCAAGCCGCGACCGGGGCAAGUCGCGCGCCUGAAAUACGCGCUGCGCCUCGCCGACGAGACCGUUAUCGAGGAGGACGCCGCGCGGUCGAUCACGGUCGGUAACGAGGGCGACGGCUUGGAUUUGGGGGUGGCGGAGAUGCGCGUCGGGGAGCGGAGCCGCCUCGAGGUGCGUUUUGAUAGAGGUUUCGGCGAGGCGGGGCUGGGACGAAGGCGCGUGCCGCCGCGCGCGACGCUGUUCUACGACGUCGAGCUGCUGGCCGUCGCAGAUGAUGUGUCUUCAUCGAACGACGACCCGCUCGCGCUGCCCGCCAGCGAUGGUGCUCAAAGUGUGACCGUCGGCGGCGAAGCCGUCGCGAUGGAGGAGCUGGGGCCCAUCGUCAUCAACACGGACGGGACGACGGCGCGCAUCACGAACUGGCCGGAGAUGACGCCGGCGGAGCAAGAAAAGACGCGCCGCGUCAUCGUCGCGCGCAACGCGAAGCGCCUCGCGAAGCUCGAGGCGGCCCGCGAGCUGUGA
Molecule: messenger RNA, 776 nt
Organism: Pelagomonas calceolata
Lineage: Eukaryota; Pelagophyceae; Pelagomonadales; Pelagomonadaceae
Source: the annotation of a GenBank genome assembly